Aspergillus alliaceus is the source of this 970-nucleotide messenger RNA. RefSeq lists its product as uncharacterized. NCBI's taxonomy places the organism in Eukaryota, Fungi, Ascomycota, Eurotiomycetes, Eurotiales, Aspergillaceae. The record is from RefSeq and is a predicted model, not a curated record. Bases 187 to 564 code for a protein of 125 amino acids. The transcript has a single exon.
CAUACAUACAUACAUACAUACAUACAGUAGUAGACAGACAACCUUGCCCCCCCAUGAAUGUCAUGCAGAUGCAGUCUCAAAUCUCCUGACGUACAGCAUACUAUAGUUAGUUUGGAGACUGGGAAUCUUCCCCUUUUGCGACACUCGGUGUGUUCAUUCUCAGCGCCAUGACGGUCAUUACACUUCAUGUUGACGAAAAGGAAAAGAUUAACUCGAGAAGUUGAUAAAGGCACGUAUAAUUAUAUUUUAUUUCAUGUCAUGUCAUGUUUUUUCCUUCCAAAACCACUAGAGGGACUAGCGUUGUGCUCCCAACAGGUUAUUUCCUUGGAACGUGCCACGAUGACAUCAGAUUUGGUCUUUCCAGGAUUCUAUUCCGACAUUCGCGCCUUUUUCCUUUGGUUUUCUUUACUUUUCCCAUGUUUUUGCUUUUUCUCUCUCUCUCUCUCUCUCUCUCUCUCUCUUUCUUCACCUCGUAAGCAUGGUGGAAGCACGGACGUCCGUCGAGUUUUUCGGACCAAGCCAACUAUCCCCCACGCGGUCCUGUCUUGGCAGAGGACUCCCUGAUAAGGCAUUUGACUGGUCGGAGACCCCCUAAUUGCCGUGUACGGCAUAUACUAUCGAGGGCUUGGGCUUUCCGUCGUACAGCAUACGCCCUUCCACGCAUCCUGAUAGGUUGGUUAGGGCUUCGAUUCAUGCAACUUCGUACGUAAAGUAAAGGAUGGAUCCCAUCGGCAGGAGAAAGGAAUGGGGAAAAAAAUAUACGACGGAGUGGAAUCGCCAAUUUUCUUUGUCUAACAGAAUUUUAUAUCCGCUGCCUUAUCAUUGGGUCGGUGUAACGUUGGAUGGCAUGCAUUCUUAUACGGGUCCCCACUUGCUUCCAUCUAGACCUUCUGCCCCAGUUCAUUGGUAUUCUCAAAGUACAUGCAUUAGUAUCUAUCAGUAUAUAGCUUCGCUACCCCUGGGUUUUAAU